UUGCAACACCGUCCAGCAUGAUCCAGCGCGCGCUCGCCCUCAUGCUGCAGCGCCUCCUGGGCAAGUUCCUGUCCCUCGACGCGGCGCAGCUGGAGCUCAGCAUCUGGGACGGCGACCUCACCUUCACCGACCUCCAGAUGCGUCUGGCCGUCGGCCGCGGCAAGGUCGGGGCGCUCCAGGUGCAGAUCCCGUGGCGCUCGCUGUGGAGCCAGCCCGUCGUCGUCAAGGCGCAGAAUAUCCGCAUCUACGCGCACGCCAUGUCGACGUCGAAUGAGCCGGCGACCGAAGCCCAAGUCGCGGCGAGCGAAGAGCAGGACAAGACGUACCUCUCCACACUGCUCGCUUGCAUCAUCAGCAACGUCCAGAUCGAGCUCGAAGACAUCGAAGUGCGCUACGAGUGCUUAGAAGACUCGGUCGAAAAGACGCCCGGCUACGUCGUCUGCGCCAUCGAGCGCGUCCUGCUGCAAAACACGGACGGCAACUGGGUCCCGUCCUUUAUCGAUCCUGCUGGCGGCGCCAAAGAGUCGCGCAAGCGCCUCCAAGUGCAAGACAUCUCGACGUACGUUGUCCCGUAUGCGCUGUACACGGAUCCCACCAGUCUGAUCGAAGACGACACGCGGUUCUACGUCUUCCACAACUGGUCGAGCGACGUCAAGGCGACGUUGUCGUACCAAAGCGCCGGCGCAGCCAUCCCCGACGUCGAGCUUGGCAUCGUUUUGCAUCAGAGCUCCACCGUCACGCCAUGCUCGACGUGCCGCAGUGUCUCGGUGCAACCGGACGUGCUUACCUUCCAUCUCGAAAGCGUUCACGUGGACGUGCUCUGCGCCGUUCUCAACGAAGUCAAGGCGCCGUACGACCACUACGACAAGCUUACAGAGCUCACGGCAUCGGCGCAGCAGAACCAGGGCUUUGUCGCGGUGCUGACGUACGCCAAGCAGUGGCUGUUGGCCGACGUCGAGCCGAUUGCGCCGAAAACAAGUCAUGGUAGUGACAGUGACGACGACGACGACGACUUUCAGGACGCCGUGUCGCCGCCCAGCCUCACUAUUGCUGUCGAAAUCACGCCGCCCGUCCACCUCUCGAUCUUUCCCCGCUCCGAGAACGUGCACGACGAGUACGACUACUCGACGGAGCGGACGCACUGGAUCCUUGCCAUCGACGGCACGCGGGUGCUCUGGCGGCAGAGCUGCGUCGAGAGCGAAGUUCAAGUAGCCAUGCACGCGAUCUCGCUCCAAGAAUUUGACCCAUCAACGGCGGUCCAAAGUCUCUUGCACGUCGACCGGACGUCCAACGCACCGUGGCUCGAUGUGGUCUGCCGCGUCCCCGAGUACGAAAGCCGACUCGUGGGCGCGCAGAUGUCGCUCUCGUGGCACAUGGCCCACUCGAUGCACUUCGUCGUCUCGGAGGCGUCGUGCUGGAAGUGGAACGAGCUCAUCUCGCCCAUGUGGCAGUGGUGGGACCGCUGGAGCUCGCUGUACCCAACGAAAGAAGUUGCGACGACAACGACGACGACGCUCGCCGCGGCGCCGCUCCCGCUCAUUGACGUGGCAGUGCGGGCGCUUACGGUCGAGCUGUCCAUGGCUGACCCGCAGCCGUUUGUCUUUGGUUGUCAUCUCGAUGCGUUCCACGUGCGCACGACAGAGACCGACGCGUCGUUGACAUCGGCCGUGUCGUGGGCCGGCAUGCAUCUCUACUCGUCGUCGAAUGCGCUUCGCCACGACAUGUGGGCCUGUCCCAGCACCUCCAUCACGCUUACGAGCCCGACGCGGUCGGCGUGGCAGCCGUCGGCACACCAGUGUACGCACAGCUUCGUGUCGGGGCCAAGCAUGCCCGUGGCGGCCGUGAAACCCACGGGCUUUGGCGCGCACUUUUGCACGAGCGCCGAGGAGAUGUACUUCUACACGCUCAAAGCAUCGCUGCCAGCGAUGGCGAUCGAAGUGACGCAGGACGAGUUCCGGCACGUGCACGUGCUCUUGGGCAAGUGGACAGGCGGAUCAGACGCGACGCUGUCGCCGCAGUCGUCGCCGCACUGCACGUGGAUCCCAACGCAGUACGCACAGUGGGCAAUCGAGUGCCACGUUCCGUCGCUGGCGCUCACGACGCUCGACAGUGGCGGCGUCCCAUGGGGUCGAGUGGCCAUCACCGAGUGCUCUCUUUCGUCGCACGUGUGCUCGAGUCUUUCGCACGUUUCGUGCAGCAUCGAGUCGCUCCUCGUCCUCGACGUCCAGUCUUCGAAAGCGAUGCUCCGGCUAGCGUCGUCCACGUCCAUCGACGCGGUGUCAUGCCCGCGGUCCGGCUUUGCAUUCUCGGACAAGAUGACGCUGCACGGCCUCGCGCUCAGCCUGUUGCAUUUGCAAACACGCCACGUCGAAGCGGCGCUGUACCUUCCGUUUCUGAGCCACCUCACCGAGUGGCUUGCCAUGGGCGAGCUCCACGCGUCACUUGCGGCGGGCCACGGCGCACCGCACUCGCCGAUGCCGACGCUCCCAGCGGUAUGGACGCCGCGGGACUCGAUCCACAACACGUGGCAGGUCCACGUGUGGCUCGAGCACGGCCUCCGCGUCGACUUGUUCCAUGCAAACGAUGGCACGCACGACGGCUGCGUGCGCUGUGACGGGUCGACGUCAUCGCUGCUCGGGACGAUCACCGCUUCGCACGCAGCGUGGAGCAGCUUUGGCUACGAGCCGUACUGCGACGUGACGACUGACGUGCGCGGUACGCUCAAGCAGCUCGUGUUGACGGACCAAACCCACUCUCUGCUGCCUACGCCCGACACUAUGCGGCACCGCGACGUUAUUGGCGCUGACGGUGACGCGCCACAGCACGUGGACUUUCGGUUCUUUGCGACCCACGACGACGAGACACGCGGCAAAAUGUGGACGGUUCUCCAGCUGCGCUUGGACGCGGUCGCGAUUUGGUAUCUGCACCGUGUCUACAAGCAGUUUAGCCACUACUUGCGCGACGUCGUCUUGCCCAAGCUGCUCUGGGCGCCAUUGAGUCUGGAGCAGCGCCGCGCCGUGUAUCUGUGGCACGGCGACGAGCUCGACGAAGACGACGAUACCGGCUUUGUCCCGGUGGCCCCCGAAGUCAACACUGAGUUUCGCCUCGAGAUGGUCGCGCACGACCUGCAAUUUGCGCUCCCGAAAAACUCGUUCUCACAAGACGUGAUCUGGCUCAAGAGCGCCAACGGAUCGCUCACGACCGUGCACGCGGCCGGGUCGCCCUCCAACUUUGUGCAAACAGGGCUCUUUGUCGACGAAGAAGACGGACCUGGCGCGAUGGACGUGGCGCCACGCGGUGCGUCGUCGGCGUCGCGCCUCCAAGAGCUGCGGCGUCGAGAGCUCCGAAAUCUCCGACGCCUCGUCAAGAGCCAGCGCGCGCAGCUGCUCGUGAGCCGCGGCCAACUUCUCGCGGACCACAAGACAGCGCUGCGGCAAAAGCACCACUACAUGCACCAGGGCGGGCUCGACGCCGAGUCGGUCGUGAUCGUGUCCCAAGCUAACCAAGCUUGCGAGAUUCUCAGUGCGAAGUUCGAGGCCGUCGAAGAGAACCUCGCGUCCCUUCAGACGCACCUUGCAUUUCUCGAGUCGGAGAUCGAAGCCACGCGGAGCGUCGACGAGGAAGCGGGGCACGAGCGCAUACGCAAUGGCCGGUACCGAAGCCACUCGAUCGAAGCGAUUGAAGAGUCGGUGUCGAGCAUGCCGCAGUACGCUGCGGGGUCGCUCUUUGGCGCCGAAGACGCGGCCUUUCACGACGCCACGGAAGACGCGCCGACGUCGCAUUUACCGUGGCUGGCGAUCGAGCUCAUUGGUCUCAGCGGUGUUUCGGCGCACGGCAGUAUGUUUGAGCACGCCAUUUGCUCGCUCACGGUCGACUACAAGGACCAAUUCAAGCGCGUCCAUGAACGUCUUUUCAACUACCCGAUCCUGGUCGUCAGCGUGCUUCUGAACGAGUGGAGUCUGCGCCUUUCCGAGAUGCAGUACGCGGCGCUCAUUGGCCUCAUCAAGGAGAACGUCAAGGAAGCCAACAGCGUCGUCAACGAAGACACGUGGCCGCUCUGCGCCACCUGCGGCGGCUUCCACGUUGACGCUGACGGCUGCGACGUCGAGUGGCUGCGCGUGCCUGUUCGGGUCGUCGACGCCUCGUUGACGCUGGCGAAAGCACUGCAAGGUCCCGAGAUGUCGUCAACGCUGCGCUUUGAAGAGCUCCGGAUGCUCGUGACGAUGCGCACGAGCGACGUUAUGGACAUCCACGUCGGCACCGAGGCGCUCUCAAUCGUCGACGACGCGGGCCAAGAGGUCGUGCGGCCGAUGCAAGCGUUUGCCGAGGCGUCCGAGCCGCAAGUGUCGAUCCACGCGCAGACGAAUUGGACCGACGGCGUGUACACGAUCCACGUCUGUCGGUCGCACGUCCUCGUCGUGCCGUCGUCGCUCGCUAUGCUCAGCAACUUCUUCUCGUGGCCAUUCUGGGCCGAGACGCCUUCGAGUGAGCUCGGCUUUGUCGCGCCGCCGCUCUUUGAGUGGAAGCUCAUGGAAGUGCACGUGGUCUUUGAGAAGCAGAGCUGCUUUUACCUCUUGGAGGACCUUGCCGUGCCCACGACACGAACCCUUGUGCUCAUGGCCGAAGUCCUUUUCGAGUACACGAUGACGCAAGACGUAGACGCGCAGACAAGCACGACCAAGAUGGAUCUGACGGUCGAGCAGCGCGGGUUUUACUUUUCGUCGCUGCCCGAUUUGCAUAUUGACGUCGACUUUCCGCUCAUGAACCCGUUCACGCUGCAGAUGAUGCACCUCAUGCAGUACAUGGCGCCGACGAACAAGCCCGAUUUGGACGCGACGCAGCGCAACGCGAUCUCGCUCCACGCCGACAAGAGCGCAGCGGUCGUGCAGCCCGUCGAAGCGCGGCUCUCGAUUCAGGACUUUACGCUCCUUGGCAACAUCUUCCACACGUACGCGACGACGUCGGUGGCCACGGCGCACUGUGGCCCGGUGUUGGCGUAUCUCGACGUGCCGCCGCGGCUCCUCAACGACCGGCUGCUCGCCGACAUUGGCGCGAUGCGCGUCGUGCUGGUCAACAACAGCCUCGGAGUGCCGAUCGCAGACCUCGUCAUGUCAGAGAUCGAGUGCCAGUACGAAGCACUCCUUGACGACGGCGCGUCGAUGAGCGUCGGUGGAAUUCUGCACUGCAACUACUUUAACAACAGCAUUUACCGCUGGGAGCCGCUCAUCGAGCCGUUCGAAGUCCAGAGCAUCAGCGCGAUGGCCGAGACGAUGGACGUCAAAGUCAACUUGCCGUUUACGCUCAACGUCAACAUGACGCCGGCGAUGGCGCCGCUCUUGUCGAUGGAAGCGCUGCACACGAUGGACGCGGUCACGACGGGCGAGAAGGUCACGACGCCCUUCUGGCUCCAAAACAGCCUCGGGAGCGACAUCAAGUUUAGCUUUGCGCACGGCCAGUCGUUCAUUCAGAAGACAGUCUCGCACCAAGAGGUCGUCCCGAUCGACUGCCGCGACAAGAGCACGCAUCUUCGGACCUUUGACAAGGCGUCCGAAGUCGACUCGCUCAUCUUCCACAAGUCGAACCUCACGGCCAGCCACUCGCUGUAUGUGUGGGUCACCAACACCAAGUGGGCCAGUGUGCACCCGGUCGCCGUCGACGUGGUCGGCAACGUAGCGAUCUGCAUGAAGCGCACCGACGACUUUGAAGAUGACGUGCUCGACCCGCCCGUGAUUGUGGCAGAAGUGAGUCUUCAGGAAGACGGGAGCAAGCUCAUUCACUUGCACUCGCAAGUGCUUUUGCGCAACGAGACAGCAAUGCCGCUGCUUCUCUGGGGCUUUUCGCCGCCGGGCCACGUGCACGAGUGGGUCGUCGACCGCGACGCAACGUCGUACGUGCCGCUGCACCUCAUUCACCCGGACGCGCGCAUGAGCUUGCGGCCGUCGACGGACGCCGAUUACGCGCCGCUCGCGUCGUCGUUUAGCGUGUUUGAGGACGACAUCAAGAGCGCCAACUUGAGUUUCACGUCGGCCAAAAGGCGCUUUGUCAAGGCCGGCACGUGCGUGUGCAGAUUUCGCCAAGACCACGGCGUCAAGCAGCGCGAGCUCGAGAAGCAGUUGCUCCCGGGCUUCCUCGUGCGCGAUCUCCCCGCGUGGCAGUGCGUCUACGACGUCGAUGCGUUUGUUCUGCUCAACACAUCGGUCGGCAGCAGCAGCGGCAGCAGCAAAGUGACCCACCGCCGGCUCUCGACCGCGAGCAGCUUGCACGACGACGAAGCCACGGUGGUCGAUGACGAUACGUCGACCAUCUUUGAAGAGGCGCCGACGACGCCCGGGCCCAAGAACAACACCGCGGCAGUGGACGUCCUCGAAGAAGCCAAGCACGCCAAGCAAGGCCAGAGCGGCGGUGACCCGAUUUUCGCGCAUAUUUUGACGCUCAAGCCGUACUUGACGCUGCACAACCGGCUCGCGUCGCCAGUGGCGUACCGCGUCUUGGCCCAGAGCCUCCAGCUCGUGGCAGAAGGCAUUCUACCGGUGGGCGACACGCUCCCGCUCUUCCAGGUCAACUGCGCCGAGGACGUGUUUGUGUCGUUCCGGAUCGAAAAUUACAAUUGGAGCGAGCCGUUCAACGCCGUCGCGAGCAAAACCGCGAUUCCGUUCAAGGAGACGAUCGACAGCAUUGCGCUCAAAGGUCGCGUCUUCCCCGACAACAGUGCUUACAAGGACACGCAAGGACGCGUGCCGGAGCUGCAGCUGCGACUCAAGCGUAAGGACCGCGAUAUCGUCGUGUACAGCGGCCUUUGGGUUGUGAAUCACACGGGUCUGCCGCUCGAGUACUGCGACGCGCUGAGUCGCAACCCCAAGACGCUUGAGGCGGUAACAACGUACCUCCACGCGCGGCCUGGCAUGUCGGCGGCAGCGCGCUUCCUCCCGCGCGCGUCGGCGUCCAAGCGGCGCAACCUCGUGAGCCCCAACGCCUUUGUGUCGCCGGUGCACCAGCAGGCAAGGGACGACGAGCUCCGGCUGUUUGAGAAACCGGCGCUGAUCGUGCCCGUGGGCUUGUACGUGGUCGUCGAGUCGGCGAAAGAUCUCUUCAAUUCGCACAAGUACUGGGGACACCAGAGCCCGUACGUGAAGGCGUCGCUCCUCAUCCCCAAGCAGGAUGCCAAGACCAACAGCUUGCUCGAGAGCUUGUUUUGCACUGCGCGGACGCGGCCGGUUGUGAGCGGCGGCCUUGCGCCCAUCUUUGGCCACGAACACAACAACACGCUGUACCUCGACUUUCCCAAGGACGUGCUGCACUACCAGCUGCCAUCGGCCAGCGUCGUCAUUGAAGUGCGCUCAACAUGGCUCGACACGAACCUCGGCAUUUUGACCAUUCCGCUGCUGGACGUCCUGAGUCGGCGCGAGUUUUACGCUGGUUUCGAGUGGCACGACCUCACCAAGCGCAAGGUGUCGCGCCGCGCAACGACGACCGGUGUCGUUGGGCGCAUCAAGCUCUCGAUCUCGGUCGCCACCAUGCACCAGAUGCCGUCCGAAGACCAGCCGUCGUGGGGCACGAUCGCAACGACGCCCCGGGGUACAAUGGCCUCGUCGUCGUCGUUGCCACUCGUACCGCUGCUUCGCCCCACGCUAUCGGACGCGCCGUUUGAGCUCACGGUGUACCUCUCCACGAACCGGUUCACGUCGGUAGAGCUCUCGGUGCUGCCGUCGACGACGCUGAGCGACGUGAUUCAACAAGUGCUGUGUGUCGGCGGGCUCAGCGCCGGCUCGACGAUCGUACUGUCGGACUAUGUGUUUUUUGAGCUCGUCUUGCCGCGCUUCGUCUCGCUGCGCAGUGCAGGUCGACCGGAAGGCGACCGGUGGUACGGCCACAUCCUCACCGACAUGGAGGCGCCAUUGGGCAACCUUGGGCGCAAGCACGGUUUGCACCUCUGCCACCGCAUUGCGAUGAACACGCUGCGGCUCUACGACGAAAGCAGCACGGCCAGCGUCCACCACAGCACGCCGCGCGCGCUCGUCUUGAACCGGCAGCAGUCGUUUCCAGCGCAGUCGCGUCCGGUCGAAUGGGGCGAAGUCAUCAACUUUGGGUCGCGCUCGAGCAGCGUGAGCAGCCACUGGGACGUUCUCCGCGUGCGCACGGGCCGCUGCAGCUGGUCCGAGCCCGUCCGCAUCCAUCGAAACGCAAUGGGCAACUCGGGCGUCGCCCAACAAAUCACGCUCGUCGAUAGCAGCGCGGUUGGAGCAGUCAAGCAGUACGAGCUCGCGCUGUGGAGCGCGUACGGCAGCGGUGUGUUUGCCGACACGAUUGUGACAACCCUCGUUCCGCGCUAUGUGCUCAUCAACCGCACGUCGUUCCCGCUCUGGUUUCGCCAGCACAAAUGCAGCGUGGUCUCGACGCUGCCGUUGCAGUCGCUGCAGGCGUACCACUGGGACAAGGCCGACGAGCCCAAGAAGAGCCUCGAGGUGACGUUUGCCUCGAGCGAGAUGGAGUGGUCUGGGCCCUUUGCGCUCCACUCGCUCGGCACGACGUACCUCAAGCUCCGCGGCAAGGACGACCCGCACGCGAUCUACAUUUUGCAAGCGCAGCUCGAGCUCGUCGGUGGGUCGAUCGUCUGCGUCUUUUGCGACGAGAGCAAGCGCUGGCCGCCGUACCGGAUCGACAACUUUACGUCGUUCCGGCUCCACUUUCACCAGUCGCACUGGCCGGACGACAUCUGGGACGAGGUCGGUCCGCGGAGCUCGGUGCCGUACUCGUGGGACAGCCACGAAGGCAGCUUGUCUGUCUCGGCCGACGGAGCGCAGACGCACGUGCUCGAGCGGUUCCUGGAAGUGCGGUUUAUGCAAGUGUCGUCGUCGCUCUCGUCCGUCGACGCGUCGAAUGCAAUUGUUGACACGAAAGAGUACAACUUGGACGCGAUGCAAAAGCACAAGCGGCUCCAGCUGACGCGGUCGCUGCCGGCGUCGCUCUUCAACGGCGGCUGCGCGCGCGAGGGCCUCCUCCUCAAGAAAGACAAUGCGUUCAACUGGAGCAAGCGCUACUUUCGCGUGCACGAGCACAUGGUCUACUACUUUUUGACCGACACGGACCACGCGCUCCGGGGUGUCAUCGAUCUCGGUCUCGGGUCGUCGAUCGCCGUCAAGGGCUGGGCCAAACCGACGCGCAAGCCGUCCACUUCGUCGAUGAACCCGCUCCGGUCGGUCUCCAAGUCGAUCUCGGACACGCUCUUUGGCGAGGACAAGUCGUCGACGGAUCCGUUCUUGAACAUUGCACUCAAAAUGCAGUCGGUCGAGUUUGCCGUGUGGCUCGCAUCGCUCAUCAAGCGCACAUUGUGGCUCGAAGCCAAGGCCACCGAAUGGCUCAAAGCGCUCGCUGCGACCGACUUGACGCCGACGCAGCUCUUUUUAGCGGCCGGAAGAGACAUUGUCCAGCUCAUUCUCGACGAGGACCUCGCGCCGUCGCGCAACCACGCAGGCGCGACCGCACAGCACCUGCUGCAGUGCGGGAUGCUCAUGGUGUGGAACCCGCCGCCCGACAUGGACGUCGACAACAUUGUGUUUGAAGACAGCGAUGUACUCUACCGCGUCUCGAUUCCGACGCCGCCGCCGACGCCCAGCACGACGUUUACACUCUUGACACCGAGCAAGUCGUAUGUGCUCCGGACCGAAUCGCACGAGGAAACGCGGUUGUGGUGCGUCGCGCUCCGGCAAGCGAUCGUCCUCGCAAUGGACUUUGUCCACGAAGCGUCCCGCCAACGCCACGAGAAAGCCCGGCCGCGGGAUAACGAGAAGGCCGGCGCGACCACCAAGACGUACGUGCACGCGCGGGUCCGUGCCGACGGGCCGACCAAAGUGCUCGAGCUCACCGAAGGCGGCGAAGAGGACGAUGACGCCGGGGCCCGCGAUGCCUCGAGUCUGCGCGCGCUUGACGAGAGCUCGUCGUCGAUGGCACCGAUAGCGCCGAGAAGUGUCUCGCUCUUCCAGCACGUGACGGUGCAGUGUACGCUCCACAGCGUCGGCCUCUCGUGCGUGAACGCGACGCCCAUGGAGGUGCUCUACGUGAGUCUCCAGGGCCUCACGUGCUCGUUCCUGCGCCACGAGACCAAAAUGCAGUUUGCGAUCACGGUCCGCGACAUUCAGGCCGACAACCAAGUGCCAGAUGCAACGUUUACGACGAUGCUGUGCCCGAAAGAGGUGGCGGCGUCCGAUGACGCGCCGGCGUCGUUCCACUGCGACGACUGCCGCGCGGAGCACCCGUCGGCGGCUGUUGCAUUCCACUUUUGCUGCGGCUGGUCCAACGAGCAAGGCUCGACCGACUACUUUGAGUACUGUUCGUUCCACUUGCUGCCGAUGAUGGUGCAGCUCGACGAAGAGCUCGUCUCGGUGCUCCGCAGCUUCCUCAUGCAGGUGAUUUACCAGCAGCAAGGGGCCGCGGGGCAAAAGUUUCUCAACCACUCGACCAUGGACGUGGCGCCGACGUUGAGCGCGCGGCAGGUCGCAGUCGACUUUAAGGCGUGCAUCGAGAGCUCGGAACUCGACCCGCUCAACAACUUGAGCUUGCUCGAGAGCGCAACGACGUCGACGUCGCUUGAGCGCAAGGUGUACUUUGCGCUUCUGCACAUCCACCCCGUCGAGCUCGACUUGACGUUCCGAAGCGACGUGAUUUCGGGCUCGCGCAUGCUCCAAAACUCGAUCAGCACGACGCGCAACGAACUGAGCUACGAACACGGCGCGUCCGACGACGACGGCGGCCACAUGCAAGAAGCGGUCGCGGCGUGGAUCCCAAGCUUGAGCAUGCACGUACCCGACUUGGACAAUGCGCCGAUUCGCCUCAAUGCACUCAUCGUCGAGCACGCGUUCGGCACGAGCGGAGAAGUGACGCGGCGCGUGACCAAGUACUACACGCGACAGCUCUGGAAGCAAGUGCACAAGGUUCUCGGGUCGUUCGACUUUUUGGGCAACCCCGCGGGCUUGCUCGACCACCUUGGCACGGCGGUGCGCGAUCUGAUUGUCGAGCCCAUCCAAGGCGCUCGCACCGGCACCGGCAUCACAGGCACGGGCGUUGGCUUUGGCAAAGGUCUGGCCAAGGGCGCCACGUCGUUUGUCACCAAUUUUAUUGAUGGCACGUCCGACGCGACGUCCAAGGUCACGGGCACCUUUGGUCAGGGCCUCGCGACCAUGAGCUUUGACGACCACUACCAGCAAGCCCGGGCCAAGGCCCGCCGCCGCCACGUCCGCGGAUUCAAGGAAGGUUUGAUUCAGGGUUCGCGGGAGCUCACGCUCGGUAUGGUCGAGGGCGUCACAGGCGUUGUGCUCAACCCGAUCCGCGGCGCGCAGUCGGACGGUGCGGUUGGCUUCUUGAAGGGCACGGUCACCGGUAUUCUCGGUCUCCCGAUGAAGCCUGUUGCGGGCGUCUUUGACUUUGCGUCGCGCGCGACCCAAGGCAUUCGCAACCGGUCGCUCGCGUAUGGCCGCCAAGGGCUCCGCGUGCGCCUCCCGCGCGUCUUUGGCCGCUACAACGAAUUGCGCUGCUACAAGGAAGAGGACGUGGCCGCGCACCUCCUCGUGUCCAAGACGGGCACGAACGAGAAGAUCAUCUACCACGCACGCGUCGAGCAGCACGUGGCCGCGGACCAGCUCGCUCGCAAGGCCAAGUUGGCGCAGCAGACGCCGCCGUUUUUGCCAUUGCACCGCCACGUCCUUCGCAUGGAGCGCUUUGAGAGCGCGACCGACGUCGACGAAGGCGGCGCCCGCGCGACGUACGCGGUUGUCUUCCAAAAGAAGGCACUCGGCCUCGAGCUCGAGACCGACUUUUACAACGAGUGCGUCAUCAUCAAGACGUGUCUCGACAAGUCGAGCGUCCAAUCAGCGACGACGACGACGCGCAGCGUAACCCAAAAGCUGCUGCAGCCCGGCGACAUCCUCGUCAUGAUUGGCGACGUCGACGUCCGCCGCAUUGGCUUUCGAGAAACCAUCGACAUGAUCAAGGGCGCGGCGCGGCCCGUCACGAUCACGUUUGAGAGCGCGGACGUGCUCGCGACGCAGCGCAAUGCGUCCGACUCGGACAACGACGACGACGAAGACGUGGGCAAGACCUUUGUGUACUCGCCGUCGCCGUCAUUUCGGAACCUCCCGCCAACGCCGUCGGUCUACGCCAAGCUCAAGGUCACGCAGGUGCACUGGGUCAUCAUCACGGACACGCGCGUCUUGUACGUGCAGUGGGCCCCCGAGGCGUCGUACGCUGACGCGUCCCUCGAGUGGUCGGCACCGCUGCAGUACAUCCACAGCAUCGACGUCGAGAAGGGCGACGCGAUCCGCUUGCACCUCCGCGUCGGCGUCAACAGUCUCUUCACAGGCCCGCUCAGUCGCCCCGAGUGGCGGCACGAGACGCCAGCGGCGAUCGAUGCGAUGAAGACGUUUGCGUCGGUGAUGCGCCACAGCUUUCGGUCCGAGAUGGCCGAUGUCCAAGAGGUCUAUCCGUCCGACACGUCGUUCUCGGGGAACCUCCGCGUCGGCUUUGGCACGGGCAGCAAGCGCCGGCGGUGGGUUGUGCUCUGCCGCAAUUGCGUCUACCUCUUUACGCCCCACUCGCCCCGCGUUCUGCGCUACAUUGUGCCCUUGGGCCGCAUGGCGCUCGUGAAGGGCGCGACGCCCCUCACGUGGACGCUCAACGGGCUGUUGCCUGGCGAAGCGCUCCAGUUUUGCUCGGUCGAUGGGCCCGUCGUCGGCCAGCGCAUGGAUCUGCACGUGCACAUGGUCGCCGAGAAGCCCGAGGACGUCGAGAUGUGGGUCUCGGCGCUCACGCACGCGGCCGGGAAGGGCAUGCGGCAUUCGAAGGGCACGCGGUUCUACGCGCCGUCCGAGGCGACGACGCUCACGAUCGGGUGCCACGAAGCCAAGCCGCACAUUGUCGACAGCCUUGCCGACGCGCUGCGCAAGACGCUCGCCGUCUUCAAGGCCUAGUGUUAGGACCUCGAACGAAUGUAUUUUCUAUAUCUUUUCACUCGCGCCAACGACGGACCGUCCGACAGGAUCGACGCCAUGCUUAGCUCUUCACCAUCUUGAUAACAACACUCAUCUCAGUACGUAGUUAGUAGACA
This is a messenger RNA of Saprolegnia diclina VS20, 13096 nucleotides long. RefSeq lists its product as hypothetical. The coding region runs from base 18 to 12959 and encodes 4313 amino acids. The transcript has 16 exons. The record is from RefSeq and is a predicted model, not a curated record. Gene Ontology annotation, biological process: protein targeting to vacuole; protein retention in Golgi apparatus. Gene Ontology annotation, cellular component: extrinsic component of membrane. NCBI's taxonomy places the organism in Eukaryota, Oomycota, Saprolegniomycetes, Saprolegniales, Saprolegniaceae.